AUGGCACAGGGAAUAGAAGAAUUAAAAAGGACCCUCUGCAUUUCAGGGUUGGAAAAUGUGGCUAAUGAUUCAGAUUUAAGAGGAGCCAUUCUAUCAGACAAGGAGAGAAUAGACAAUCUGGUGAUGAAUUGGGGAUUUGUUGAUUUUCCCCGUAUAUUGAAAUUUCAAAAUAUCCCAAACGAAAAUUGCGAUAGGGAAGUAAUUGAGAAGAUGACACCUCAUGGAAAUCUAAGAAAGCUCAUCAUAAUUCGUUAUGGUGGUAUUCAAUUUCCAUCGUGGGUAGGGGAUCCUUUAUUUAGCAAUUUGGUGAGACUAAAGUUGGAAAAUUGCUUCAAGUGCACAACCUUGCCGCAACUUGGGCUGCUCCCCUCUCUCAAGGAGUUGGUUAUCAAAUGGUUUCCCAAUGUAAAAGUGGUUGAUUGUGAGUUUUAUGGUGAGAGUAUGAGCAAUUCAAAUCCUUUUCGGCUCUUGAGACUCUGCACUUUGAGGGCAUGUAUGGAUGGGAAGAGUGGAAGAUUUGUGGAAGAGAGCAAGUUAGAAAGAUUAACUAUUGGUUCUAAUUUAAUUAUCGGAUAUUCCUCUGAUCUACAUUGGGAGCUUGAUGAGGGCAUCGCUGAAAAUGAAGAGUUGUUGCAAAAGGGCGUCGCUGAUAGUGAAAUAAGAAUUUUAGAAUUUCAUCUUUGUGAAAGGCUUGAGAGGCUACCGCCAUUGCUUCACAGUUUUAAGUCUCUGAGAGAGCUAUCUAUCAAAUGGUGCUUUAGACUUAUUUCUUUGCCAGAUGCAGUGAUUUACAGCAGUUUGUGUCUUGAAGUGUUGACAAUUGGUUAUUGUCAUUCUUUGAUUUCCAUUGGAAGACAUCAGCUGCCUCCAACUCUAAAAAGGCUAAACAUUAGUUGCUGCAAGGAAUUGCGGAGGCUGCUGGAUGUGGGAGAGGCUUGUUCCUCUUCUAGGGUUAUUGAUGAGGAUAGUAUCAGCUGGGACACUAAUUUAUCUAAUCUCCAGAAUUUGGAAAUUAAUCUCUGCGACUCUCUUACACUCUUGGGGGAGUUACCCGCUUCCCUUAAAUAUCUGGAUUUGAAUAAUGCCAAGUUAGAGUCAAUAGCUGAAAGGUUUGACAACAACACAUUUCUUGAAUCUAUUAAAAUCAGAUAUCUUCCUUAUCUUAAAUCCUUACCCGAGAAUCUGCACAUGCUCACCAAUCUCCGCCACAUUCAGAUAAGUCACUGUGAUACGCUCAUAGUCCUUCCGGAUAAUAUGCACAAUCUCACAUCUCUUCAAGAAUUGACUAUAAAAAGUUGUCCAAGUCUUGUUUCUUUCCCUCAAGGAGGCUUGCCCACCACCUAUCUGAAAAAAUUUAUAGUUGAAUUCUGUGAGAAACUCGAUGCCCUUCCUGAUAGCAUGCACAAUCUCACAUCACUUCAAGAAUUGACCAGAAAAGAUUGCCCAGGCAGUGUAUCCUUUCCAGAAGGAGGUUUCCCCACCAACCUGACAUCACUUAUUCUUAAAGUCGAGAUUUGUACCCUUUUUUUUAAGUGGGGUUUGCACAGGCUCAACUCUCUCAAGAAACUCAGCAUUACAGGCAAGUGUCGUGGUGUGUUGUCCUUUCCACAGGAUGAGAUAGAUAUGAAGUUGCCUACCUCUCUUACUAGCCUUAUCAUUGAAGAAUUCCAAGACCUAAAACACCUUUCCAGCAAGGGUUUUCGAAGCCUCACAUCACUUGAAUAUAUGAAGAUCAAGAGAUGCCCUAAGCUUGCCUCCAUUCCAAAGAAUGGUCUGCCUCCCUCUCUUUUGAGUUUGCAUAUCUACGACUGCCCUCUACUUCAACAAAGCUGCCAGAAGGGUAAAGGGAGAGAGUCGCAAGAAUUAGCUCGCAUUCCAUCUGUGGAAAUUAGACGUAAUCAAUUUGAAAGAGCUCAAGCUAUAUUAUCUAUUGUCAUGAUCCAAGAAACCAUGACUGCUGCCAUUGAAACAGCCGCUCUAUCAGCUUUUAUCAAAUCACAUUUCAACAAUAUUGGAAAUAUUGCUUUCUCUAAACUGCCCAAGUUUCAUCGCAAUCAUAAAGUCAUCGCCAAGAUUAACAAGUGGAGGGAAACGUUGACCCACAUCCAUGCUGUGCUUGAAGAUGCAGAGAAGAAGCAGCUCACUAAUGGUUCAGUGAAGAUUUGUCUUGAAGACCACAGAGACUUGACUUAUGAUGUGGAGGACUAUCUUGGACGAGUUUCAAACUGA
This is a messenger RNA of Hevea brasiliensis (rubber tree), 2229 nucleotides long. RefSeq names its product putative disease resistance protein At3g14460. The record is from RefSeq and is a predicted model, not a curated record. The coding region runs from base 1 to 2229 and encodes 742 amino acids. The transcript is spliced from 4 exons. Lineage: Eukaryota; Viridiplantae; Streptophyta; Magnoliopsida; Malpighiales; Euphorbiaceae.